AUGGAGGAAUCGAAAAGCAAGCAAUCGAGAAGAAUGAUCAGUUGGCCGCUGCAGAUGCUGCUUUGCCUGUUCGGGAUUUGGCCAGGCGUAUCGUACGGCCUGCUCUGCAAAGUGUUCUGGUUGAUUGUAAUGAUAACCUACACGAUUCUUCAAUUCAUGUUUCUUAUCAUUCACGCGCGAUCAAUUGACUUUACCUUUUUUAUAUAUGCGUUUGCCCUGACAUUGGCGCUGACUAUGAAGUUCAUCAAAAUGCUUCUCUUCUGGUACAAUCAGCGAAAAUUCAACGAGAUGUGGGACACGAUGUCAAUGAAUUGGGAGCUCAGUGCUGUCUCCACAAACACAGUUGACACGACUUCCAAAAGGCACAUGUUGUAUUACUUGCCUAAUUUCGUCGUGGCAUUUAAUUCGAUGUCAGUGAUAAUGAAUUCUAUCAGCGUUAUCUCGACUGUAAUUCACUACGACGAAGCUUCCAACGCGACGCGUCCGUACAUCCUGUUGAUGCAUCUUCCAUUCGACAUUAAUAAUUAUUUCGUAUAUGCACUCGUGUUAUUUCUGCAAUUUUCCUACCUGCUCACCAUGUCCGCCGGCUCCGCUACACUCAAUUCGGUUCUUAUUAUUUUGAUGCUGUACUUGGGCGAUCAGAUCGAUAUCAUUUGUAGAUGCUUGACGCAGAUGCCGCAGAUACCGCUGGGAAAGAAUGAGUAUCAGAAGGACGUAAUUUUAAUGAAGGAAAUAAUCCGGAAACACCAGAUUGUCAUCACCUUUUCGCAAAAUAUCGAAGCCCUCUACACGUACAUCGCAUUGAUAUUACUCGUGCUUAAUACCUUAAUUACCUGCGGCUUGGGUUUCCUACUUGUCACUUCAAUUGGAUCGCCCAACUUCUCUAAGAUGUUGAGGAAGAACCUCAUGUUCUAUUCCGUGAUGAACAUUGAGACAUUCGUAUUUUGCUACGCCGGGGAAUACCUUACUGCUAAGUGGAGAGAAAUCGGCGAGGCUGCGUACAAUUCGCCCUGGUAUCAAUCCAAGUUCCACGGUCGUGCCAUUUUAUUCAUGAUGAUGAGAUCGCAGACUCAGCUGACGAUCACAAUGGGAAAGUUCAUGGAUCUCUCGUUGGAGCGAUUCUCCAGUAUUGUAAAAGCUUCGGCGUCCUACGUGUCGGUAUUGUUGGCGAUGUAUUGAAGACACACUCAUAAUCCGUAUUCGUAAUAAAUACUUGAAAUAAAUGUUACAUAUUGUUAGUAUCU
Molecule: messenger RNA, 1244 nt
Organism: Odontomachus brunneus
Lineage: Eukaryota; Metazoa; Arthropoda; Insecta; Hymenoptera; Formicidae
Product: odorant receptor 4-like
Exons: 6
Coding region: 1-1179 (392 amino acids)
Biological process (GO): detection of chemical stimulus involved in sensory perception of smell; sensory perception of smell
Cellular component (GO): plasma membrane
Molecular function (GO): odorant binding; olfactory receptor activity
Source: RefSeq, a predicted model, not a curated record